AUGGCCUUUGGCGGCACCUUCGACCAGCGCUUUGAGGGCCGCCUGCAUCCACCUACCCAGCAGCCUCCUGAGCGUGACAUUUGCUGCACCUUCGACCAGCACUUUGAUGGCAACCACCUUCUCAGCAGCCUGCUGAGCCGGUAUCUUCGACCAGCAUUUGGCGGCACUGUCGACCAGCGCAUUGACUGCAUCCACCUACCCAGCAGCCUGCUGGGCUUGGCAUUCGGCGGCACCUUUGACAAGCGCAUGGACCGCAUCUUCCUACUCAUCAGCCUGCUGAGCAUCCUUGUCAAGCACCAGUACCACAUCGACAUCGUCUACAUCAGCACUCUGGUCACGUACAGCCUCAAAAUUUUGGCGGAGCUCGACUACAUCUGCCACAGCUUCCUUUUAUCGCAGCCGUUUACCUCAGCCUUUUCCGCAGCCAUUUCGCAGCUGUUCGUGGCAUUGCAGCUAACUAGCACCUUGCAGAGUACCUUGACUUUUGGCGACGAGUUCUACCUGGAGAUUUUGACGUUAGGCUACCAGUUCAACCAUAGCUUUGAGGGCAUCCAGCAGGUUUUGACGUUUGGCGACCAGUUCAACCAGAGCUUUGAGGGCAUCCAGCAGGUCUUUGGCGAUGAGUUCAACCAGAGCUUGCUUUGCGAUGAGUUCGACCACAGCUUUGAGCGCAUCCAGCUCCCGACAUUCAACCAGAGCUUUGUUGGCAUCCAGCAAGUCUUUGGCGAUGAGUUCAGCCAGAGCUUGAACUUGACGUUUGGCGACGAGUUCAACCUGCAGAUUUUCACGUUUGGCGACCAGAUCAACCAGAGGUUUAAGGGCAUCCAACAGUUCGACCACUUUGAAGGCAUCCAGCUACCUGGCAGCCUACAGAACUUGACGUUUGGCGACGAGUUUCUGACGAUGAGUUCAGCGUUUGGCGACGAGUUCAACCUGCAGAUUAUGACGUUUGGCGACCAGUUCAACCAGAGCUUUAAGGGCUUCCAGCAGGUCUUGGGCGAUGAGUUCAGCCAGAGCUUGGAUGGCAUGGAACUACGCAGCAGCCUGCACAGUUUGGCGCUCGGCGACGAGUUCAACCACGGCUUUGAGUGCAUCCAGCCACCCGGCAGCUUACAGAACUUGACGUUUGGCGACGAGCUCCACCUGCAGAUUUUAACGUUUGGCGACCAGUUCGACCAAUAUAUGACGUUUGGCGACCAGUUCAACCAGAGCUUUAAGGGCUUCCAGCAGGUCUUGGGCGAUGAGUUCAGCCAGAGCUUGGUUUUGACGUUUGGCGACCAGUUCAACCAGAGCUUUGAGGGCAUCCGCGAUGAGUUCAACCAGAGCUUGCUUUGCGAUGAGUUCGACCACAGCUUUGAGCAAUUUGACUUUGGCGACCAGUUCAACCAGAGCUUUGAGGGCAUCCAGCAAGUCUUUGGCGAUGAGUCCAGCCAGUUUCUGACGAUGAGUUCAGCGUUUGGCGACGAGUUCAACCUGCAGAUUAUGACGUUUGGCGACCAGUUCAACCAGAGCUUUAAGGGCUUCCAGCAGGUCUUGGGCGAUGAGUUCAGCCAGAGCUUGGAUGGCAUGGAACUACGCAGCAGCCUGCACAGUUUGGCGCUCGGCGACGAGUUCAACCACGGCUUUGAGUGCAUCCAGCCACCCGGCAGCCUACAGAACUUGACGUUUGGCGACGAGUUCAACCUGCAGAUUUUAACGUUUGGCGACCAGUUCAACCAGAGCUUUGAGGGCAUCCAGCAGGUCUUUGGCGAUGAGUUCAACCAGAGCUUGCUUUGCGAUGAGUUCGACCACAGCUUUGAGCGCAUCCAGUUUCUGACGAUGAGUUCAGCGUUUGGCGACGAGUUCAACCUGCAGAUUAUGACGUUUGGCGACCAGUUCAACCAGAGCGUUAAGGGCUUCCAGCAGGUCUUGGGCGAUGAGUUCAGCCAGAGCUUGGAUGGCAUGGAACUACGCAGCAGCCUGCACAAAUUGGCGCUCGGCGCCGAGUUCAACCACGGCUUUGAGUGCAUCCAGCCACCCGGCAGCCUACAGAACUUGGCGUUUGGCGACGAGUUUCUGGCGAUGAGUUCAGCGUUUGGCGACGAGUUCAACCUGCAGAUUAUGAUGUUUGGCGACCAGUUCAACCAGAGCUUUAAGGGCUUCCAGCAGGUUUUGACGUUUGGCGACCAGUUCAACCAGAGCUUUGAGGGCAUCCAGCAGGUCUUUGGCGAUGAGUUCAACCAGAGCUUGCUUUGCGAUGAGUUCGACCACAGCUUUGAGCGCAUCCAGCUCCCGACAGCCUGA
This is a messenger RNA of Symbiodinium sp. CCMP2592, 2283 nucleotides long. The record is from the annotation of a GenBank genome assembly. NCBI's taxonomy places the organism in Eukaryota, Dinophyceae, Suessiales, Symbiodiniaceae.